AUGCAAUUUGAAAAUACAUUAGCGUUUGCUCAAUCAUUGGAUGAAAAGGAUGAACUGAAACAUUUUCGCCAGCGGUUCUAUUUGCCCCGCCACGGUGAUAGUGAUUGUAUCUACUUUACGGGUAAUUCGCUUGGGUUACAACCUAGAUCAGUAAAACAGUAUAUCGACCAGGAACUUGAUGACUGGGCCCGUUUUGGUGUGGAAGGACAUUUCAAUGCCAAACACCCAUGGGUAUCUUACCAUGAAUUAUUCCCCGCAUCGCUUUCAAAGAUUGUAGGUUGCCUGCCACACGAAGUAGUAGUGAUGAAUCAACUGACGGUGAACCUGCAUUUGCUGAUGGUCUCCUUUUAUCGUCCGACAAAAGAACGUUACAGGAUCGUUUGCGAAGCAAAAGCGUUUCCAUCUGAUCAGUAUGCAUUCGAAUCACAGGUAAAACAUCAUGGCUUUGACCCCGCAGAUGCGAUUAUCGAAAUAGCUCCGCGACCCGGCGAGCACCAGGUGCGCGAAGAAGAUAUCCUUUCAAUAAUUAAAGAGAAAGCCGACUCCAUUGCACUAGUGAUUUUCGGAGGCAUCAACUAUUACACUGGCCAGUUAUUCGAUAUGGCCGCCAUUACUGAAGCAGCUCAUGCUGUCGGGGCAUAUGCCGGUUUUGACCUUGCUCAUGCUGCCGGCAAUGUAAAACUGGAAUUGCAUAAAUGGAAUGUGGAUUUUGCCUGCUGGUGUUCCUACAAAUAUUUAAACAGCAGUCCUGGUGGUGUUUCAGGUAUAUUUAUAAAUGAGCGCCAUGUUAAGCAAAAAGACUUCCCGCGAUUUGCCGGCUGGUGGGGAUCUGACAAAACAUCGCGGUUCCUCAUGAACAAAAAUUUUGACCCCAUACCUACCGCAGAGGGCUGGCAAUUGAGUAACGCGCCUAAUACCCGGCAGUUGCCUGACAAGAUUAUCCGCCAGGAUGAUCGUCUGCGAGAACAAAGAGAAAAUGAAAAGGCAGAGAUUACCCCAGAAAAGAUACCGGAUCAAUUUGUCAUUCCAUCGCAUGACGCUAUACACAAGGAACACCAGCGUCAGUAUCAGCAACAUCACUUUUGUGAUAUUUUCAAUCGCGUUUUCUACCACAAAAUUGUCGGAGAAAUAGUGGGCCAGUGUGUACAUGAUCACCGCCACGAGCAGCAUGCUGAUUCCAGCGUUAUAAAGCUUGUAAAGGAAAGGGUGCUGCCGUCUUGUUGCCAG
This is a messenger RNA of Ostertagia ostertagi, 1227 nucleotides long. Lineage: Eukaryota; Metazoa; Nematoda; Chromadorea; Rhabditida; Trichostrongylidae. The record is from the annotation of a GenBank genome assembly.